This is a messenger RNA of Musca vetustissima, 311 nucleotides long. Its product is annotated as tRNA (guanine(37)-N1)-methyltransferase-like. The coding region runs from base 12 to 311 and encodes 99 amino acids. The record is from RefSeq and is a predicted model, not a curated record. The transcript has 2 exons. NCBI's taxonomy places the organism in Eukaryota, Metazoa, Arthropoda, Insecta, Diptera, Muscidae.
UUUAAACAAAAAUGGGUCGCAGGUCAAAGCAAAAGUCAGGAGCAAUUGCUGCCAAAAAGACUAAAAACAUUUUCAAGGUUAAUGAUGUCAAGCAAAAGAAGAAACCCAAAGAAGUUCAGGGCAAACUUAAAAAGAUCAAAGAGGCAGUUACCAAAAAACAAGAAAAAGUCGAUGCCAAUCUACGUGAACUCCACAAAGAUUUGGUGGUAAAGAAACCACAAGCAUCCACCUCGAAACCUCUUAAGCCUGGCAAGAAACCAGCGGCCAACACCAAAAAUGUUUCAGAUAAAUUGGGUGAUUUGAAAUUCUAA